AUGAAAAUUAGGAAAGAAUACGUUAGCAAAGAUGAAAUUAAACAGUUACUGCACCAACAGCAGAAUGUUUUCCAGAAAAAAAUAGAUCAAAAUUCAAAGAAUUUUGAUCCUAUACUUCAAAAUAACACCGAAAGCCCCAAAUUCAUCACCGAAACAACCCACAACCAUCCUCAAAAUUUCGAAAUUGCAACAAGAGACACCUCCCAUAACGACAUUUCCAAACCCCUAUCCUCAACUUCUCUCCCUUCAGACCUCUCCACCCCCUUCCCUAACCCCUCUCGUGCCCCCACACAAAACCCCUCUUCCGCCCAGACCCAAGAGUCCUCAACAGUAAAUUCUUACUGCGAAAAGUCAAUUCAAGAUUCCUCUUCAACCAUUGUCCCUACUACAGAUAGAUUCUUUAACGACUAUAAAGCAAUGAAGAAAAUGGCAAAUGAACAAUUGAAGCCAGAAAGAGAGAAGUUAAGUAGGAAGGAAAGAAAGAUUAAGAAGAAAAUGAAGAUUCAUAAAUAAGCAUAUUGAGUUUAGUGAUAAGGUUGUCAAAGCGUUCCAGAGAACUAAGAGUUACUACGACCUUAAGGAGAACACCAAAUUAAAAACCCUCAAAAUCCACGUUCUCGAUACCCUAAACGAGAGUAAGAAAGCUACCAGAGAACUCAUGGACAGGCUUAGUAACUGAAGUUGUAGUAGAAGUCCUGUAAAAGCCCCAAGGAGGGAAGCAGAAAAAUAGAGUCACGUUCAGUGAGAGAACCAAUGUGUACUCCUCCAGGCUAACUAAUUUGGAAAACAUCCGAUUCGCCAGACCCUUGAGCAGUGUAGAGAAUUCAAUUAAGAAAAAGCAAAUACAAAAGGAUUUAAGAGUCGAUCAGACUAAGGCUAAGAUAAGACAGGAGAAAUUGAGAGAAUAUACCCAUUCUCCAGAUCUUUCGAGAACGAAGAGAUAUAAUCAAAGAGUUUCACACUCUUUGGUCAAUUUUAAGAGAGAAAGAUCAAUAAAAAUGCAUCAUGAAAAGGGAAGCAAGAGUAAACGAGAUGAUAUAAAGAAUCAACAUUUUGAACAAGCUGGUUUUACAUUUAACCCAAAAAUAAACGAAGACAAAGAAUUUACAAAAUACCUCAGAACCACUCUAAAAGCUGUCCCAUUCCAAACCCAGAGCUGUACUAACCUUCUCCUCCCUCCAAAACCCCCAAUCCCCCCACAACCCUCCAAAACUCUCAAAUCUCCUGAACUCUCAUAACUUCAACUUCUCUCAACAUUCCCUACAAAA
Moneuplotes crassus is the source of this 1268-nucleotide messenger RNA. The record is from the annotation of a GenBank genome assembly. NCBI's taxonomy places the organism in Eukaryota, Ciliophora, Spirotrichea, Euplotida, Euplotidae.